CGACUUGCAUGUGUAAUCAUAUAGUAUAAGAUUACAGUAUAAAUAACAUUAAUAUUACCUUAUUUAUCUUAUUUCUUAUCAUCGUUGCUGUCUUUUUAAACUUUCCUUUAACCUUUUUUUAAGUUGUAUAUUUAUAGUAUCAUAAUGUCUUACGUUCCUAGUCAAAGUGACGCGAUUGCAAGCCUAUAUGCAUUACAUUUUUAUGAAAUAAAUACACAAAUGUCACCUUCAACUAUGAUGGAUAAUUUUUAUGCACGAAUUAUACCUUUGAAAUUUCAGAGUGCUAAAGAGGCCUUAUCGUAUUGUCGACAGUUAGCAAAAGAAUAUGGUUUCACAAUGAAACAGGAAACCAGUUCAAAUAAGAAUAUCUAUAUCUAUUGUUCACGCGAAGGGGUCGCUGAUUCCAGUAAACAAACUAAACGAAAACGUUCCUCAAUCAAAUGUGACUGUAAAUGGAGAAUUGUCUUAUUUAAAGAUGACAACAACCAAUGGGAAUUCAGGAAAUCAAAUAAUCCGCAGCAUGCACAGCAUAAUCAUGAUUUAAUUCCUGAAAAUAUUCCGGCUCCUUGGCCUCCUAACGUCCUUCAAAGGAUAGCAGAAUAUGCCAAUUCUGGAUUUUUAACAGGAGAUAUAAGACAAUUGAUGCAACAAGAAUUCCCAAAUUUAUCUUGGGAUGAAAGGAGAUUUUAUAAUCGUUUAGCAGAAGAGAGGUAGGAAGAAAAUCAAGAUUCGAGAGACUGAAAAAAGAGUGAUUGAAACCAUAGUUCUGGCAGCACGUGUAGCUUCAUUAGCAUGCUCAAGC
Rhizophagus irregularis DAOM 181602=DAOM 197198 is the source of this 802-nucleotide messenger RNA. The record is from RefSeq and is a predicted model, not a curated record. NCBI's taxonomy places the organism in Eukaryota, Fungi, Glomeromycota, Glomeromycetes, Glomerales, Glomeraceae.